Messenger RNA from Armigeres subalbatus, 2506 nucleotides. It is a transcript of the gene Snx27, whose product is annotated as sorting nexin-27. NCBI's taxonomy places the organism in Eukaryota, Metazoa, Arthropoda, Insecta, Diptera, Culicidae. The record is from RefSeq and is a predicted model, not a curated record. Gene Ontology annotation, biological process: endocytic recycling; intracellular protein transport; signal transduction. The transcript is spliced from 5 exons. Gene Ontology annotation, molecular function: phosphatidylinositol-3-phosphate binding; protein binding. Gene Ontology annotation, cellular component: early endosome. Bases 598 to 2118 code for a protein of 506 amino acids.
GUUGUUUUUUCGCUGCCGCUGUCAUCACUCCACUUUUGUGCAUAAGAAGCCACCACUAAUUUUUGUUUCUUCGAUAACUUUUUCAGGUCAGUUAGUCCAUUUACCACAACUGUCGGAAAUAAAAUAAUGGUUCAUCGUGACGUGAUUCAGUGGAUUUCUGUGUGUUUCCUAGUAAUUGUGUUCCGGAAGUUCCAUUAAAUAUCUUGUAGUGAUCCAGAGUUCCGCACUGAAAUUCGAAGAAAAUCUGGAUCAGCUUAUGUCGUGAGGUGGAUCUCGGUAAAAGGAUGGAAAUGACUGUGUGUGAAUACUAGUUUUCUGUGUGCGUCUUUCUCUUCAUUACUGCUGGCCGGAAUGGUUUGAGAAAUGCAAUAAGAAAGGAAUAAAAAAAUCCAAUCAAUAACGGCGAAAAGUGAAGUGAUUCCUUGGUUGGAGGAGUGCUGCAUAGAUAAGUGGUUACAGAUUUAACUUGCCCAAAAAUGUUAUUUCAAAUGUGAAAAUCUUAAUAAAUCGUGCGGUAAGAAAGGCCCGCGCACAAUUGGUGGAAGGCGGGGUAACAAUCUGGAAAAGUAGCAGAUAUAUUGUGUUGGGUUAACUAGGAUGGCCACUACCGGUGCAUCGGGAGCUCCUGCUCGCAACGGCAUCAAGGACGCAAACGGGCCCCGAGUGGUAACAAUUCACAAGACGGAAACCGGUUUCGGAUUUAAUGUUCGUGGCCAGGUCAGCGAGGGUGGUCAAUUGCGAUCGAUCAAUGGGGAAUUGUACGCCCCGCUGCAGCAUGUCAGUGCCGUGUUGGAUAAUGGUGCCGCGGAGUUGGCCGGCAUCAAAAAAGGCGACCGGAUUCUGGAAGUGAAUCACGUCAAUGUCGAAGGUGCUACUCACAAGCAAGUGGUUGAUCUCAUCAAAUCAGGCGGAGAUACGUUGACGCUAACAGUAAUAUCAGUUACUCAACAGGAAGCAGAACGGCUUGAACCAACUGACGAUCCUGGUGGGUAUUCCUACAUUGACUACUCUGAAAAACGCAGUCUACCGAUAAGCAUUCCCGACUACAACAUCAUUCAUCGAGGCAGCGAACGUUUUGUGGUGUUUAACAUUCACAUGGCCGGGCGGCAGUUGUGUUCCCGUCGAUAUCGAGAAUUUUCCAACCUCCAUCAGGCACUGAGAAAGGAUUUCACGGGAUUCAAUUUCCCCAAACUACCCGGAAAGUGGCCAUUCCAGCUUAGUGAACAGCAACUGGACGCACGACGACGCGGCUUGGAACAGUAUCUGGAAAAAGUAUGCGCCGUGCGUGUGAUCGCCGAAAGCGAUGCGGUGCAGGAGUUUCUCACCGAUUCGGAGGACGACAUUGUGGCCUCCCCGGUCGACAUCAAAAUUAUGCUACCGGAUCACAAUGUUGUGACUGUAUCGGUGCGCAAAUCUGCCAAUGCGCAGCUGGUCUGGGAACAAUUGGUACAACGAGCGAGUCUGACCUCGUAUACACAGCAAUAUUUUUACAUGUUUGAGAUUGUCGAGUAUAACUUCGAGCGGAAGCUGCAACCGCACGAGAUUCCCCAUCAACUGUAUGUUCAGAACUAUAGUACGGCAUCGAGCACCUGCCUAUGUGUCCGUCGAUGGCUAUUUUCUAUCGAGCGGGAAAUGACACUGCCCACCGGGGAGCAAGCUGCCAAGUACAUAUUCUACCAGGCCGUUGACGAGGUGAACCGGGGAAACAUCCGUGCUGAUGGGCGCCUCUAUGAACUGAAAGCCCUACAGGAUUCCAAAAAAGCGGACGAAUAUCUGACGCUAGCGCGAACCCUGCCCGGUUACGGGGACGUCGUGUUUCCGCAUUGCGCCUGCGAUAGCCGCAAGGAAGGUCACGUCGUACCGGCUAUCGGUAUGAAGAGCUUCAGGCUGCAUGCCUGCCGAGAGGACGGUGCCUUGGAGGCGCAAACUGUGGAAUUGCAAUGGAACACCAUUUCGCGCUGGGAAAGCGACGAAGAAUCGAUGGCAUUCUGCUUCCAGUACAGUAGAUCUGACAAACCUCCGCGGUGGGUGAAGGUCUUUACGCCAUAUCACGCAUUUUUGGCGGAUUGUUUCGAUAGGAUAAUGGAAGAACGAUCAUGGGAUGACACUGGAGAGUAAGUCACUUGACGGAUAUCCGACUGUGUAAAAGCUUUUGGACACGACGAAGGCGCAGAAUAGUAUAGCAAUUAGACAAAUUAUAUAUCAUCUAAUAUAAUUUAUUUGUGAAAUGAUCAGCAGGUUCCAUUAACAAAUCCGAAUAUUGACGUAAAGCAGGAUUGAAUUAUAGUGGUUAAAAGUGACGGCAUUUUCUGUUGCUCCAAAUUAUAAAAAUCGAUGUUGUUCAAGUGGAGAAAGGAAACAGUCUAUAUUUUAUUAUAACCAAAACUUUUUCAAAAAAAGUAUAAUUUUCAAGUAUUCGAAUGGUUUUGCCUAAUAACUAACGUAAACUAAUUUGUAAUCUUGACGUCCUAACAAGGAAAGUAUAUGUGAUUUUAUCAAUCAAAAA